CGGAAGUGACGGCGCCGGGGCCGCCUCCGGGGACAAUGGCCGAGGCUGAGGCCGAACGGCUGCCGGACUGGCUCCUGCUGGAGAUACUGUCCUUCCUGCCACUCGGGGACCGGGUCCGGAGUGCUAGGGUGUGUAGACGCUGGAGGAGACUCGUCCAGGACAAGACCCUGUGGAAAAAUGUCGAUCUCACGCCAUACCCGAUCAGCCCCAAGGUGCUGUGGAUUCUGCUGCGCCGUUACCUGGGCCCGGGCCUGCAGUCGUUAAAGGUGCGGGGCUCGUUGCCCCUGACUCCCCGCCCGGGCCCGCUGUCCUCCGCCCUGCUGGUCAGGCUGUCCCACCGCUGUCCCCGGCUGUCCAGCCUCAGCCUGCAAGACCAGGACCUGCGGUCCCUGCCCUUCUCAUGCCUGCCCCGCUCCCUGCGGGUGCUGGAGCUGCAGCGCUGCGAGCUGCCGGCCAACUGGUUCUCCUCCCUGGGGUCCCCGGCGCUCCAGCUGGAGCGCCUGUCGCUGGACCGCGUCCCCUCCUUCUCCAACCGGCAGCUGGAGGCCGUGUGCCAGCUGCCGGGCUUGCGAGUCCUCAAGCUGGUCGGGACGUAUCGGAUCACGCCCAUGGGGGUGCGGGGGGCCCUGGCCGGGGGCGGGGGGAAGGAGCUGGAGGCCCUGCAGCUGUGGGAGUGCGCCCUGCCCGCCGAGACCAUGAAGAACGCCUGCCAGGUGCUGCCGCGGCUCCAGGUUCUGGAGGUCGAUGGCAUCGCCGUGCAGAUGGGGCUGGAGGAGUGUGGGAAAAACUACUACCCCUACCGCCCUGGCCCAUCCGCCCCUCCCUGAGCCCCCGCCUGCCGGUCCCCGCCCACGCGGACGGGGACCGGAGAGACAGGCGGGAGCUACGGGAGUCGGCCGGCCGUCCGGUGCCUUAGAAACACAGCCGUGCUCUCCCCACCCCGCCAGCCCCGCUGGACGCCGAGGGAUGUUGCUCUCCGGCGCAAACCAAACCGCCCCCUAGAUGUGUCCCGUGAUGUGGAUCCUCCCUCACACCAGAUCCUUACCCUGCUCCGGAUCUGAUCUCCCCAGCCUCCGUCCCUCUCUCUGCAGUUUACGGUGACCGGCCGUUGCCCGUCCACCAGUCUGUGUUUGACCAAUAAAGGUGCCUAUAUGUUCG
This is a messenger RNA of Ornithorhynchus anatinus (platypus), 1158 nucleotides long. It is a transcript of the gene FBXL12, whose product is annotated as F-box and leucine rich repeat protein 12. The record is from RefSeq and is a predicted model, not a curated record. Gene Ontology annotation, biological process: positive regulation of protein ubiquitination; SCF-dependent proteasomal ubiquitin-dependent protein catabolic process. The coding region runs from base 36 to 827 and encodes 263 amino acids. Gene Ontology annotation, cellular component: SCF ubiquitin ligase complex. Gene Ontology annotation, molecular function: protein binding. The transcript has 3 exons. NCBI's taxonomy places the organism in Eukaryota, Metazoa, Chordata, Mammalia, Monotremata, Ornithorhynchidae.